Messenger RNA from Hippocampus comes (tiger tail seahorse), 2399 nucleotides. RefSeq names its product E3 ubiquitin-protein ligase TRIM39-like. Gene Ontology annotation, molecular function: protein binding; zinc ion binding. Bases 624 to 2336 code for a protein of 570 amino acids. The transcript is spliced from 7 exons. NCBI's taxonomy places the organism in Eukaryota, Metazoa, Chordata, Actinopteri, Syngnathiformes, Syngnathidae. The record is from RefSeq and is a predicted model, not a curated record.
AAAUCAUGCUCGAUGUUAUCCGGAGCAACGGCAUUCCUCUGCGUCUGAGUACUUAGGUGAGUCACAGGUCGAAACGCAUGAACCGUUGGACCCUGAGCGGGCGUGAUUCUUCCGGGUGUCGCGCCACCGACGACAGACGUGUGCACGAGCGAGAUCAUCGCAGUAAGUGUAAACGGACACUUAUUGCACUUUGGUUACUCGCCACUGUCUUGUGUUUUCCUGCUGUUUAAAUGCGAUGUUGCUGUCACUCCUUUUGAAUGAGUUACAAGACCGAAACACGAGGAGAUGUUUGUGAAAACAAACCAAAAAAAAACUGAAGCUGACUCAACAUUUUUUUUUUUUUUUUUUUUUUUAUGUAAUCAAACUAGAGUAAAAUGUCACUGCAGCACACAUACAACAGAAAUGCAUUGACUAGUCCAAACGACAUCAGAACGAGUUUUGUAAGAGGAGAAAAACGUGCCGGCAGACAAGGUUUGAAUCAUUCCUUCGACAGUUUUUCCACGUCAGUUUUGUUUCCCGUUUGAAUCGAAAGAGUCACGCAGGCGUGUCAUAAGUUUCGAGGACAAAAGAGAGCACGCAUAGCCGUGCAAGGUGGAGUCUAGACAAACGACUUCUCGAUACAAAUGGCAGGACUCGUCUUGGUUGUGUCACAGAAAAUGGAUUCACCGUGCGGCGGUCCGGCUCAAAAGCAGUUGGAGUGUCCCUUGUGCGAGCAGGUGCUGAAUGACCCCGUGACCACGCCCUGCGGACACAACUUCUGCCAGGCCUGCCUCCAGCGCCGGUGGGGCGACGGCAAGGCUUGCCGCUGUCCCGCGUGCGACAAGGCCUUCACAAACCGUCCCGAAAUAAGCGUCAACGCCGCCUUCAAGAAGCUGGCUGACACCUUCAAGAGGAUGACGCUCGGCCUGUCCUCUUCGCCGCCGCCCCGAGACGGCGAGGUGCCGUGCGACGUGUGCGCCGCCGCCUCCCUGCAGGUGCGCGCCCUCCAGUCCUGCCUGGUGUGCCUCACCUCGUAUUGCCACACCCACCUGGAGGCCCACCGCAGCGUUGCCACCUUGAUGAUGCACCGGUUGAUAGCGCCGGCCGCCAAUCUACGGGAGCGUCUAUGCGGGCAGCACGAUCAGCUCUUGGAGAUGUUCUGUCGGGAUGAGCAGCAGUGCGUUUGCCGCUUCUGCACCGAGAGCCAGCACAAAGGCCACCGCGUCGUUCACAUUGACGAGGAGAGCAAGGAGAGGAAGGUCCAAAUGGGGACGACGCAGGCCGACUUUGAGCACAAGAUCGAGGAGCGACAGAACAAAGUGGAGGAAAUCCAAAAUGCUCUCAAACUCAGUAAAAUAAGUGCGGCAAAUGAGAAGACAAAGAGCAAAGACCUCUUCGACCGCCUGAUCGCUUUGGCCGAGGAAACGCGAGUGGCGGUCGACGGCGAGGUUGAGCAGAGUCAGAAGGCGGCCGAGCAGAGGGCCAAAGGGCUGGUGGGCGAGCUCCGGCGAGAGAUUGCCGAGCUCCAGUCGAGGAACGCAGAGUUGGCGAAGCUCAUGGGCACGGACGACCAUCUGAUCCUCCUCCAGAGGUUUCCUUCGCUAACGUCGGCUCCACCGACUAAAGAAUGGGCGGAGAUCAGUGUCCACACUGAGCAAUGUGUGGGGACGUCGAGAAGAGCCCUGUCAAAAAUGGUCGCCGCCCUCAGGAGUGAGCUGGAGGGCCUGCAAACGGACGAUAUGAAGCGCAUGCAGAGUUACGCAGUGGACGUGGAGCUGGACCCGGACACCGCCCAUCCCAAUAUUUGUCUCUUGGACAACGGCAAGCGGGUGGGCCGCGCCGAGAUGCUGCGAAUUGUGCCUGAAAAUCCUCAGCGCUUUGACCCGGUGAUCUGUGUUUUGGCCAAGAGAGGCUUCUUGUCCGGCAGGUUCUAUUUCCAGGUGGAGGUGGGGAGUAAGACUUUUUGGGACGUGGGCGUGGUCAAAGAGUCAGUAAAUAGGAAAGGCCUGAUCACCUCCAAGCCUGAGAAUGGCUUCUGGACGAUGCGUCUCAGGGGCGGGGACGAGUACCGUGCUUUGGACUCACCGUCUGUCCUUUUGACCUUUGACACGAAGCCGCAGACGGUCGGCGUGUUCACCGAUUACGAGGAGGGGACGGUGUCAUUUUUCGACGUGGAUGCCAGGUCUCACAUCUACACAUUCGCUGGGUGUGUGUUCUGCGAGAGAGUUUUUCCAUUUUUUAGUCCCGGAGUUUGUGAUGAGGGAAGGAACGCUGCGCCGAUGAUCAUCACCACUGUAAACAAGUUAACACUGGCCCCUUCACCACAAACUGAUGUGGCACUUACUGGCAAUGCAUGAGCUUUGUCACAACAGUAAAAAACAUGUCAGUCUUUGAGUAUCUCUCUCUGUCUUUUUUUUUUU